UGUAGAUCCUUGACGCCGCCAUUUGCUGCUUCACUUCUGCGCUUUACAUUCCAGUGGUUGCAUCAGGAACAUAAACGAGCGACAGAAUGUCCUCUGCGAGUGGAGACGAGGCCGAUAUCGCGUUGGCCGAGCAAGUGAAGCGUACCAGGUCAGGGCGUUCUCGCAAAACGGCGGUAGUGGCCAAAAAGUCGCCCGUAAAGAAGCUUCUCGCCAGAGCUACACGCUCUCCGAAGAAGGUCCACGAGAUCGAGGAUAUCGAGGAGGAAGUAUCGAUGUUGGAGGAAAGCAUGGUGGAAAACAUGACUGAAAAUGGAGUCCAGCAACUCACAGAUAUUAUUGAACAACGCAGCGAGGAAGAUACUUCUAUGUUACAUUUGGAACUAGAAGAUUCUGAAGACACAAAUAUACAUGAAAUGACAAUUGGUCAGAGUGAAGAGAUUGAGCAAGAUGUAGAAGAAAUGGAACAUUCCAACAUCAGAUCAGAAGGUAUGAUAGUGGAAGAUAGUAGCAUGGAUAAAGUGGAGAUGCUGGUUGAACAUAGUGGAGUCGAGAUAGAGGGACAAGACAUUAGCAAUGACGACUCCAGUCAGCAACGCGUACUUAUAGACUUUCAAGAAGUCAUCAAUGAUGACGGCACGACCAUGACACAAGAAAUAUCGGAAUCAGAAGAGGUGGAUUCGGAGAACAUGCCCACGCAUGUUGCAACGAACAUCGAAGUUAUGGAAAUUGACGAUUCACAACAGGGAAUGUCGGUGGUGGCGGACACAAUAAUAAGCAAAGUGGAAACUGAUAUGGAGGUGUCGCAGAGCGGUGACUCCGUACCACGUAUAGAGAUAACUGAAGCAAUCGAGAAUGAAGCGGAGGACAUGACCGAGGAAGACGCGAAGAAAAUUGAGCCUGACACGGAAGCCGUGUCAGAGGACGAAUUGCCGAAUGAAGCUGCGAAGGAACCCGAAACCGAAGCAGUGUCUGACGAGGAAUUGCCGGUUGCGGCUCCAGCGGACUUGGGUGAAACAGAGUCUGUGUCCGAGGACGAAUUACCACCGGACAGCGAGAAAAAGCGAAAAGGCAUGGCCAAGUCGAUUAACAAAACACCAGAUAAGAAAACCAAAGUGGAGAGUGGAAGUAAACGCAAGUUAAACGCGGAAGGCGAAUAUGAUCCCAGUUCUCCGACGUCCGAAAACAACGACGAGACACCCGCGAAGAAAGCCGCAUUGUCCAGCGAAACAGAUGCGACGGAGAAGCAAGAAACCAAACCAGCAUCACCCAAAAAGAAAACCUUGCCCGAGCUAGAAAAAUACUGGAAAGCGGUUAAUGAAGAUCCGUCUGACUUUACGGGUUGGACGUAUCUCUUACAAUACGUUGAUCAAGAAAACGACGCGGAGGCCGCACGUGAGGCUUACACCAAAUUCUUGGAGCGUUAUCCAUAUUGCUACGGUUACUGGAGAAAGUUCGCCGAUUACGAGAAGAAGAAGGGGAACCCCGAAAAUGUCCAAACGGUGUUCGAUCAAGGUCUGAAAGCUAUUUCGCUAAGCGUCGAUCUGUGGCUCCAUUACAUCAACCACUGUAAAACCAUCUAUGAAAAGGAUGAGGAGAAACUCCGGGAGCAGUACGAGAGAGCCAUACAAGCUUGUGGGCUUGAGUUCAGGUCUGAUCGUCUCUGGGAAAGCUAUAUAAAAUGGGAACAGGAGGCGAAGCGCUUCAGCAGAGUGACAGCGCUGUACGAUCGCUUGCUCUCGACGCCUACGCUCGCCUACACCAACCACUUUGACAGCUUCCAGGCUUUCGUCGAUAAUAACUUGCCAAAUCGCAUCCUGAGCGUGGAUGAUUUUCUUGCAUUGCGCGCCGAAGUGAAAGCCCUCCUCAAAUCGGACGACACCACCGCGACGUCUGCCUCCGAUGAUGCUCCGCCCGGUGAAGAACCGCCGCCUCAUGAAGUGCCACCGACCGAUGAAGAGACACGUGCCAUUCGAGAGAAGAUCAUCAGCAGCAGACGCAAAAUGCACAAAGCGAACGUCAACGCGGUGGCCGCAAGAUGGUCCUAUGAGGAGGGAAUAAAGAGACCGUACUUCCAUGUGAAACCACUGGAGCGGUGUCAGUUGAAGAACUGGAAGGAAUACCUCGAUUUCGAGAUCGAACAGAAGGAUCAAAAUCGUAUAAUCAUCUUAUUCGAGAGGUGUCUCAUAGCUUGCGCGCUUUACGAUGAGUUUUGGAUGCGAUUUGUGCGUUACUUGGAGUCAUUGAAGGGCGAUAACACAGAAAAAAUCCGUGACGUGUAUUCAAGGGCGUGUAUGGUGCACCAUCCGAAGAAACCGAAUUUGCAUUUGCAAUGGGCUAUCUUCGAGGAGGGCCAGGAUAACUUUGAGAAGGCCGCUGCCAUAUUAGAAAAUAUUGAUAAUGUAUUGCCGAAUAUGCUGCAAGUGGCGUACCGACGGAUAAACUUGGAACGUCGUCGCAGUGAUUUGGAGAAAGCCUGCACAUUGUAUGAGAAUUACAUCAGCAAUAGCAAAAACAGGACGAUUGCUAAUAAUAUCGCCGUAAAAUAUGCACGAUUCCUCUGUAAGGUCAAAAAUGACGUUGACAAGGCAAUUAAGAUCUUGAUGAAGGCUACAGAUAAAGAUAAAGACAAUCCUAGACUAUACCUGCAAUUGAUAGAUUUGGGUAUGCAGCGAACACCAGUCGACACACAAGAAAUAGUAGGCUACAUGGACAUGUUCAUAGAGAGGGAACAUGCGGACCUCGAGCAGAGAGUGUUAUUCGCACAACGCAAAGUUGAGUUCCUGGAGGACUUCAGCCCAGACAUUCGACAGGUGUUGAAAGCCCACGAACAGUUUCAGAAAUGCAUUAAGCAAGCGAAGGAGAGAAAGAAGGCCAAGGGUGAUGAUAACAAAACUGAUUCAUCGCCUCCGAAGAAAAUCAAGACCGAUCAGUCAAAUGUGCCACCUCCACCGUCCGUAGGCUCACAAUCUUCGUACCAAUACAGCAGCAGCCCGAGCGGACCCUACCAAUCGCAGCAACAGUUCCAAAGUGGUCAAUACGGCGGUCAGGGUGGCUAUCAGCAGGGUUACCAACAAUAUCCACCGCCAUCAGAUCCCAAUUAUGCUAACUACCAAAAUUGGCAGUACGGCCAAGGUGGACCGCAGGCUUAUGGACCUUACAACCAGUGGGGAUCUUAUAAUUACUACUGAACAACCGCGCGAUCAUUUCCUCAAAAUCGCCCCCCUAAUAUAUGUUAAUUUUCGUCCACUGUACAUUCUAGCGUUUUAUUCUGCUGAUUUCGAUUUCGAAGUCAUCGGACGGAGGAAUCAAGUCGUUUAGUAUGCAAAUGACGCAUCGGUAUCCUGAUAUUGAGAGCUUGUGUGUAUCGAUCAUUGACUGCGGUUCCUUUCUGUAUCGAUAUCUGGGGCUGUAUUCCGUAUAUGUUCAUUGACAGAGUCUGUUCGAUAAGUUAUUACG
Molecule: messenger RNA, 3456 nt
Organism: Harpegnathos saltator (Jerdon's jumping ant)
Lineage: Eukaryota; Metazoa; Arthropoda; Insecta; Hymenoptera; Formicidae
Gene: Prp39
Product: pre-mRNA processing factor 39
Exons: 13
Coding region: 87-3188 (1033 amino acids)
Biological process (GO): RNA processing; mRNA 5'-splice site recognition
Cellular component (GO): U1 snRNP; commitment complex; U2-type prespliceosome
Molecular function (GO): protein binding; pre-mRNA 5'-splice site binding
Source: RefSeq, a predicted model, not a curated record